Messenger RNA from Macrosiphum euphorbiae (potato aphid), 1134 nucleotides. Lineage: Eukaryota; Metazoa; Arthropoda; Insecta; Hemiptera; Aphididae. The record is from the annotation of a GenBank genome assembly.
AUGGGACAUUUUAAAGCAAUAGAAAAACAAUUAUCAAGCAUGAAAAUACAUGUUACUUUAAUCACCGUGUUUUUUAUAAUAAAAUCCAGUGAAUCAAAUUCUUUUAAAAAUGAACAAUUUACGAACAAUCCAGGAAUAUAUUUUGAAAAUAUCUCCCCAUUAUUCUUAACUGUUUCACAGUGGAACCUAGUAACCUAUUACAACAUAUCUGAUUAUGAACAAAAUUAUGCAGCAAUUAACCUAUAUUAUAUUAAUCUAAAAGACCUUUGUGAUAAAUACCAAUCAACUUAUGAAAAAUUAACAGAAACUUGCACGGAAUUACAAAAAAUUAAUUUUCAAACUAUCAACAAAAUAAACGAAGAACACGAAAUUGUUCAACAAUACCUAGAAAUCGACGAAACCAAUUACAACACAGCUAAACAACGAACAAAACGAAGUUCAUAUUUCGGCGGAAUUGGAAAAUUGCAACGAAUUUUAUUUGGAGUACUAACGGAAGAGGAAGGAGAAAUAUUUGAGGACAAGAUCAAAACACUAGAAGAAAAACAAAUAAAAACCUUAAUGAUUCAAAAAGAACAAAUCAAAAUAUUCAAAAGUUCAUUAGAUUCAGUGAAUGAAAUUACUUCAAGCUACACAAAAAUUAAAGACACCAUAGAUAUUAAUAUGAAUAAACUAAAUAAUGAAUUAAAAAUACAAAAAGACGAAUUAAAAAUCUUAAAUAUAGUAGAAUCAAUAUUACUAUAUAACUCACUCUAUACUGAAUUACUAAAUCAAUACGCAAAAGAUACCACCUUACUAUUAAACAUAAUAACAAAUGCACACAAAGGACAGGUUAAUCCCCAAAUAAUUAAACCAAAUGAAUUAUUGACACAGCUUAAAGAUAUCAAAACAAAUUUACCAUCAAAUCUAAAUUUACCUAUAGAAAUAAACGCUAAAAGCUAUUUUGACUUUAUGAAAUUAAUCGAUUUAAAUAUUUUUUAUGUCAAUCAUCUAAUAAUAUUUGUAAUAAAUAUACCACUCAUAGAAAACAUACCCUUUAAUCUUUACCAUAUCAUAAGUUUACCGGUCCAUGUAAAUAAAAACGAUUUCGUUUUUAUUCAAUCUACCCACGAAUUUAUAGCGGUAGAAAAAAAAUAA